Molecule: messenger RNA, 2229 nt
Organism: Chironomus riparius
Lineage: Eukaryota; Metazoa; Arthropoda; Insecta; Diptera; Chironomidae
Source: the annotation of a GenBank genome assembly
CAUGAUGGCAUCUUAUCUUCUGCUAAUAUUCGUUAUCCUUGCUAAUAUAAAUACAUAGCAUCGCACAUUUAAAAUUCUAUGCUCAUUCAGUCAUCAGCAGUGCUUUGAGACAUUCAGACCAAUAUUUUCAUCGUCUAGUCUAUUUUAAAUUUGAUCAGCUCCAUUUUUCAAGGUAACGGGCUUAAACAUGCAGAGUAAUAAGUUUGCAGUCAAUAAUAUUAAUCAAGAGAUGCCUAAAGCAACAAACAAAUCUAAAAUGAUGGAUAACAUGAUUGGUUCGAUUAACAAGAUACAAAACAUCCUUAACAAUGCAGGAAUUGCCAAUUCAAUUGAAUUGCCACAGAUUGUCAUGCUUGGAACUCAGAGUGCUGGCAAAAGCUCAGUUUUAGAAUCAAUUGUUCAUCGUCCAUUCUUACCUCGCGGAUCUGGUGUUGUUACACGGUGCCCAUUAGUUCUUCAACUUGUUGAAUGCAAGAUGACUAACAAGCAGUAUCGUAAGCAGUCAAAUGGAACCACUGAGAUUGAAGAAUGGGGAGAAUUCUCGCAUUUAGAAGGUCAAAUAUUCUCUAAUUUUGACUUGAUUCGUAAAGAAAUUGAAGAUCAAACUGACAAACUUGCUGGAAAUAACAAAGGAAUUUGCAAGCAACCGAUCAGUUUGAAGAUUUAUUCACCACAUGUUGUAAAUUUGACUCUCGUUGAUUUGCCAGGUAUCACUAAGGUACCAGUUGGUGACCAGCCACAAAAUAUUGAAUACCAGAUUACAGAGCUAGUCAUGGAAUACAUUAAGAAUGAAAAGUCAAUCAUUUUAAGUGUGAGUGCUGCAAAUAAUGACAUAGCGACAAGUGAGAGCCUUAAAUACUCAAAACAAGUUGAUAAAAAUGGCGAUCGUACAUUGGCAAUUCUCACGAAGGUAGAUGCUAUGGUUGAAGGAACUGACGCACGAGAAAUGUUGAGUGGCAAACUUAUUCCUGUUAAAUUGGGAAUUAUUGGAGUCAUAAAUCGAUCACAAAAGGAUAUUGAACAAAAUAAGACAAUUGAUGAGCAAAUAAACGACGAGAAGGCAUUUUUUGAGCAGCAUUACAAGGAUAUGGCUAAAAAGCAAGGAAUUCCAUUCCUGGCAAAUCGAUUGAGUGAAUUAUUAAUUAGUCACAUCCAUAAGUUCCUUCCUGAAGUAAAGAAAGAAAUUGCCACUAAAUUGCGACUUUCUAAGGAAGCACUGGAUGAAUGCGGCGAAGAAAUUGAAGAUCGUGAUGAUGUCAUAUCCUUAAUUAUUACUGAAACAGCUGUUGCAUUUUCCACUAUACUUGAAGGAAAAGAAUGGAGUAAAAUUAAGGAUGUCGAGCCUUUAGUUGGUGGACCAAAACUCCGUAGAAUCUUUGAUGACACAUUUGGCACAGCUUUGGCUGGAAUUGAACUUGAUUUCAAUAAACAAGACAUAAUGAAAAAUAUCUCAAACAGUGGAAGUUUCAGACCAGCUGUCUUUGUGUCUAAUAAUCACUUUGAGGAUCUCGUCUACAAGCAAAUUGAACAUCUUCGUGAGCCAUCAAUUAAAUGUGUUGAUCAGAUUAAUAAGGAAAUGGAAAAUGUCAUUCAUAAAUUGAUCACAGAACAGCAGAAACUAACUCGCUUUCCAGUCAUGCAAAAGAAAAUUCGGACAAUUUUAAAGAACUUUCUUAACAAACGAGUUCCAAUUGCGAAGGAAAUGGUCAAUGAAUUAAUUAACACUGAAUUGUCAUCGAUUAAUACAAAUCAUCCAAAUUUUUCCAUUGAGGAUGCUUUGAAGGAAACAUCCAGCAACAACUACCAGCAACCACCAUACAAGAUCAGAAAAACUGAAAAAGACGCAAAAACAAUUCAAAAUUUAGUCGAGAACUAUUUUCCAAUUGUGCGUACAACAAUUCAGGAUCAAGUUCCAAAGAUUAUCUGCCAUAAGAUCAUCAAGUUUAUGAUGAAAAACAUUCAAAGUGAGUUGCUAAAGCAGUUGCGUAACGAAACGGACGCUGAUUUGUUGGAGGAAUCUGAAGAAAAUGCUCUAAAACGUGAAAAGUACAAGAAAGACGUUAAGGCAUAUCAAGAAGCUGAAAAGGAGAUUGAGGAUUUUGAAUUGGGUUAUUAACUGUCUAAAUGACAAUUUUCUAGUAUUAAUUCUUAGUCUGAUGACUUUUUAAUAUUAUUAAGUACAUGUCACUAACUUAUAAGCUAAUGAAUGCUAAUUAUAAGAAUUUCAAU